This is a messenger RNA of Drosophila mojavensis, 5214 nucleotides long. RefSeq lists its product as uncharacterized. The transcript has 3 exons. The record is from RefSeq and is a predicted model, not a curated record. Gene Ontology annotation, biological process: apoptotic process; regulation of apoptotic process. The coding region runs from base 1296 to 2750 and encodes 484 amino acids. Lineage: Eukaryota; Metazoa; Arthropoda; Insecta; Diptera; Drosophilidae.
CAACAACGACGCGAUUUACCGUUUUUAGCACUGGACCUCUGUGGAGCAUUGAUUUGCGUGUUUGCUCUGUGCUUUUGACUGUUAAAAUGUGUUUGUUUUGUAAUUAAACUAUAUUAGUUUAGUUUUUGAGCAACAAAUAUUAAUACUCGCAUCCAUUUGAAAACUAUCAAAGAAACCGCGAAUAUUCAGCUCUUGUGAAAGAAGUGAAAAGUGGCGAACCGAAAGGCGUGGGUUCUACCAAUACUAGAAAAUAGAAGCAAAGCAAGAGAUUAAGCGUGUCCUCCUGUAUGUACAUAUGUGUGCGUGUGCGCCUUUAAGAUUUUGGCUCAUAUGCCCAAUUUUGUUUUUGAUCCGAUUGCCGCUCAAUAAAUAUUAAGCAAACAGAAAAUUAAUCGCAAAUCGAAUUCAAAAAUGUGUGUUUAAUGUGAAUAAAAAUGAUAACGGUACACACACACGCACACAAACACUGCCAACAGCAAAUCUUCGCCGACAUCGCAGCCGCACCUACGUACAUACAUAUAUUGAGAUAGUGUGUGUGUGUAUAUAUUAUAGUGGGUGUUUAUAGAGGUGUACGUAGGCAGCAAAUGAAAUCAAAUAAAAUACAUGUAAUGAUUGGCAGCAUUUCAAGCGAUAAUUAAAUAAAGAAUUGUUUAAAUAAAUAAUCAAUUUGUAAAAGGCAAAUAUCAAUACACACGCAGAAUCAACCAACCAGCCAACCAACAUAUGUACGUAUGUACUCUCACACCUACAUACACACACACCACAAAAAAGGCAUAGAGAGCUAGAGUGAGAGCGAGAGAGAGAGAGAGAAAGCACGGUGCCAAAAAGGAACGUCAAAAGGAAGAAGCAGCAGCAGCAGCACACAGCAUCGGCGCGUUGCGGGAAGAUUGAAAAUAAACGUGUAGUAGAGAAUUUUUGAAGCACACUCCACACACACACAUACACAGUCAACCAACUAACCGCCCACUGCCGCCGUUCUCCCCAGCGAACAUACAUACAGACAAACACUCACGCACACGAAGACAUACAUACAAACACAGAGACUCGUAUGCGCGAAAAGAAGUGUAAGCCGUGCACAGUUGCUGGUGUUGUUGCUGCUGUUCCUGUUAGCCGCUGCUACUGCCGCAGCCGCUGCCGCCAAAGGACGACAGACGCGACGGCGACGGCGACGACAACGCCAACGACCACGACCACGUCGACAACGGCGCAGCAGAGGACGUGUUGUUGCUGCUGCUGUUGAACCCAACGCAAAUGGCAGACCCUCUGAGCGGGCCCUGCUUUUGAGACAUGUCGUAAUGGCCAGAGAGGAGUCUCGCAGCAAGCGACCACUAAAGAUUUGGGAUAGUUGGCGAAAUGUGCGCAAAGGCGUCGUAGUUGGUACAUUCGAGGAGCUAUUGGUGCGUGGGAAGGAUAAAUUGGGGGUUCCUGCCUCAGAACCCGUGCGCGUUGUUCUGGAGUGUGAUGGAACCCAAAUUGAGGAUGGCGAAUACUUUCGCACCCUGGCCAACAAUACGGUACUCUUGCUGUUGAGGCAGGGCGAACGAUGGUAUCCAACUGGCGUGGAUGUUAUAAAGGCUGCUAUAUCAGCUAUACCAAAAAUCGUCUGUGAGACGAUUCAUGCACUGGAACUGCACGAUGAGACGCCAUCUUGGAAGAUUAUGGAUAAUAAAGGGCGUGUCACGGUCGUACUGCACUGGGAUCAGCGCCAGGGUGGUGGAGGAGGUGGAGGUGGAGGUGGUGGCGGCGGAGGAGGUGGUGGUGGAGGCAUGUGCAUGGGCGCCGGCCUGGGCAGCAGCAACGGGUUGCUGUCGUCCGACAAAUACUCGCCCUCGAAGAAGGGCCUCUCUGCGCAAAGUUCGCUGGACAACAAGUCCGUGUCAUCACAAUCCUCACAGCAACGCUAUGCCAGCCCACAAAUAACGGUGAUCAGCGACGAGGGACCGGCUAGCAUUUACCAUCCGGGUGGCGUUGUCCUGCCGCCAGGCGUUGUGAUACCUGGCAGCGGCAGCAGUCGUCGGCUAUCCAAGCAGGGCGGCUCCUUCGAUAGUGCCGUCGGCGCUGUCCAUGUGCACACGCCAGAGUGUGCACAUCAUGCCCAUACGCCCAGCCGGGCGGGCAGCCCGAGCACCACGGAAUGUGAUUUCCACUGCUGUGCACUGCACGAGGAGGGACGAAAGAUAGCCGUGCACAAGAGCGUGGCCACGUCGCCCAUACAGGAUGGCAGCAGCAGUCCGCAGCCGCAGCUGCAGGCGGGGCAUCAGGCGACGCUGGCGAUGUCGUCAUCGGUUAUGGAUCCUAUGCUAGGCGGUAGCGGCAGCAUGCAGCGGCGCUCGUCGGGGGCCAAGGGUCAUGUACGAUUCCUGGAUAUUGCACCCGAACGCGACAGUUCGGAGAGUGAGACGGAGAACACGGUGAUGGAGGAUGAUAAGACGACGACAGAGAAAUUCCUGCUGUUGAUCGAUCAGCUGUCUGUUGACCAGAAGCGACAUCUUAGCAUCAAGGACAUCGGCAUCAUACUGGAGCGCCUCAACUCCAAGAUACUCGACGUGGAGCGUUUGGAUCGUGAAUCGGAAUCAGAUGAUUGCUACAACUGGACGAUAAAGGCGACAAUACGCGGCGAUGCGCUGCGCGAACUGGGCGUCAUCUACAAUGGCAACUACUAUGCCAUAUCCGAGCACCCUGGCUACAAGGAGGAGCUCGAGGAGAACGGCGAGGAGGUCGAGGAGGAGGACGAAGAGGAUAGAAUUUAAAAGCAACAAAAGAACAAAACCAAAACCAAAACCAAAAAACUUACAUAAAUUAACAUUAAAUUGCAAAUGGCAACAUGAAAAAAUGAAUGGUAUCAAUAAUAAGCGCAUUUUAGACAGGACACGCGCCACGCCCCCCGCAACCCACAACCCACACACUUUCACACUCAUAUAAAAGAAAACUUAAUAUGAAUUAUGAAAAAGAGAAAGUUAAGAGUAAAAGAAAAAGGCAACAGCACAUUGUACAAUAGUGAAGUAAGCAACAAAGUGAAUAACAAAUCCAAGCAACACACAAACAACAUUAACAUAAAGGAUAUAUAUGAAACAAAAAUGAGAUUAAGGAUCACAAAUUCCAGCAGCCAAUAGGAACGAAAAUGUUUUUUCGUAGCAUUUAGCGAAUUUGUCAUUUUGGCCGGGAAACAACUCCCAAAAAAGUUGUAAGCGAUAAGCGAUAAGCGAUAUAAAGCACAUAUAUGUAUAUGUAUAUAUAUAUAUAUAUCUAUAUAUACUAAAAACGUAUUUCUGUUAUUUAUUUUGUAUCAUUAUCAUUGACAUGAACAUUGCCAUUAUGAUUAUUAUAAUUAUUGUUGUUAUCGAUUGAUUUGUGUGCCAAACAGCCUAGCGCAUGCCUUAUUUAGUUGUAAAAAGAACAAGAAAUGUCCCCUAAAAUACAAACUAAUUUUUACCAAUUGCUAAACAAUGAAACAAUGGCUUGUGGGUACAGUGAAAGCUCUAUAGACGAACGGCAAAAAACAUAACUUUUUAUCUCAGUUCAAGUUUUAAACUUCUAGUUAAAAAUAUAGCACAAGUUAAUUAUUUAUUUAUUUAAAUUGACAUCUAUCAAGUUUAUUUAUAGACAAUGAUUGUCUUUGCAAUUUAUGUUAAAAACUUUCAUGAUGAAUACAAUGCAAUAAAAAGAAAAAGUAGAAUGUUAUAAAUAAUUUUAGUCUAUACUAUUAUAACAUUCUGUUUAUAAAUAUUCUCUUUUAUCCGCAACAUAUCUUAUCUGUGUCGUUCUAGAGAGUUUUCUGUCUUAACUAUAUAUAUAUAUAUAUAUAUAUAUACAGAGGUAUAUCUAUAUAAAUCUCUAACAAAGGCCAACUACAAUCAGCUCUUAGCGUGUCAAACUAUAUGCCAAUGUAUGUAUAUAUAUCACUAUAUAUACCACUCUAUAUACGUAUAUAUAUAUAUAUAUAUAUGUAUAUGUAUAUGUGUCUGUGUAUACUUUGUGUAGUUCCUCAGUUGUAUUCCUUAUAGAGCACAUUGGUAUAUUCCUAUAGAAAUGAGCCCGAUAUUUAAUUGCAGUUGCUUUCCAUGGCUUCCAUAUAUGUUGUUUCUAUUCAUCUAUUAGGCUAUUAUAAGUGAAGAAAGUGAAUGAGAUAAAUGAUAAAUAAGAUUAAACUUUCCCUCUCGAAUCAGCAUUUCAAAACUGCCGUUAUUUGUAGUGUUGUAAAACGUUAAAUGAAAAUCGCGCACAACCAGCCAAAAGAAAAACACAAAAAAAAAAAAACAUUUGGCAUUAAACACACUUAGGUCUAUAUAUGAAAACUGGAAAAUGAAUAUGAAAAUUGCAACUGAAAAUGUAACGAAUAUGCAUGAAAUGAUCAUCAGGCUAAAUGAUGAUGACGUAAUUAACUGUAGUUAAACUAAACAUUGUAGCAACUAAAUAAGAAAGAGAUGAAACAAGUUAAGAAAUCACCCACAAAAAAAAAAAAAAAGAAAAACAUUUUAUAUAGCAAUGAACACACACAUUCACACUCACACACACACAUACACACACCUACACCUACCUUUUAUGUUGCUCUUUUUAAAUAUCAGCGUGUGAUUAGAGUUUACGAAGGUAUGUCUAAAUGAAGCAUAACAUAUUACAUACAAAUGAAACACUGCCAACAACAACAACAACAUUAAGAAGAAGAAUCGAAAACAAUUGUUAAACAAUAAUGAGAAUUUGCCCCUCAAUUCAUUUGGAUCAUCAUUCACAUUGUUCCUGAAGUUUUGUUAGAGUGUUCAAAGCAGAAAUUAUGAAAACACGUACAGCUGGAGAGCUUAGUAUAUAUGUAUGAGUGUACAUAUAUAUUAGGUGCUCCGAUAAGCGUUCAUAAUAUCUGUGCUAAACCAAACACACAUUAAAAAAAAUAAAUAAAUAAAUAAAUAAAAAUAAAAACAUUUUCAAUCAACUAUAGCCCCGUGCUAUAGCUAGAGUAAUUCCGUUAAGCUGUCAUAGCUAAUCAGCUAUCGCGUAACGCUCGUCGUCUGAUUGUGAUGAAUUAUGCCCUGACUACGGCACUACAUUUGGCACACAUAUAGUCGCUCUCUGCUCUAUAUAGAUAAACACACGACCAGAACAGAAAAGAACAGAACAGAAGUGUGUGUGCAUCAAAUCGAAUUGAUAAUUGAUUACAAAAAAUUGAUAAUAAAUACAACAACAAAGAAAGUUAGCAGAGAAAUAAAACAAACAAAACAAAAA